Messenger RNA from Peronospora farinosa, 894 nucleotides. Lineage: Eukaryota; Oomycota; Peronosporomycetes; Peronosporales; Peronosporaceae. The record is from the annotation of a GenBank genome assembly.
AUGGACUCGACUAGUAUCAAUCGAGUCUUCCGCCGCGAUGCUUGCGCUGGCCGUGUUGCCCUUGUAACAGGUGGUGGUUCCGGUAUUGGUCAAGAAAUUGCACUAAAAUUAGCUGAAUACGGUGCCAAAGUCGCAAUCUUUGGCCGUCGAGAGACCGCUCUACAGAACACAAUGGACAUCAUGCGCAAAUGUGGCGUGUCUGAUGAUGCCUGUAUGUUUGUACAGGGAGACGUACGCUCCACCGAGAGCGCAGACAAUUGCGUGCAGCAGGUUGUGGACCGUUUCGGCAAACUCGAUGUGCUCGUCAACUCGGCGGCUGGUAAUUUCUUGGCACUGGCCGAGAAGAUGUCGACAAAUGCCUUCCGUACUGUGAUGGAAAUUGACACCAUUGGCACAUUUAAUAUGAGUCGUGCGGCCUUUGAAUGUUUAAAGACAAGUGGGGACGGACGCAUUGUUAAUAUUACGGCUACGCUGCAACUUCCAGCGACGUGGUACCAGGUGCACGCUUCGGCUGCGAAAGCGGCGGUAGACAGCAUUACCCGUUCACUGGCUUUGGAGUGGGGGCAUUUUGGGAUUCGUGUCAUGGGUGUUGCACCGGGUCCAAUUGCGAACACAACGGGUACGGCAAAGCUGGCAGGGAACAUUGACCCUGAAGAGAGGGAGAAAUCUAUAGCCAACACGAUCCCAGUGGGCCGCGUUGGGUUUAAGACGGACAUUGCAGCUGCAGUGCUGUACUUGGUGUCGCCCGUGGGGAACUUUGUGUCGGGAAGUAUCUUGAUUGUAGAUGGAGGACACUACCUGUACAAGAAACCCAUGAUGCCCCGUGAAACGCUCGAGGUCUGGUCCAAGAAGAUGGAGAAGAAAUCGCGCGUCACAGUCGACUCCAAGUUGUAA